This is a messenger RNA of Homalodisca vitripennis (glassy-winged sharpshooter), 1629 nucleotides long. Its product is annotated as piggyBac transposable element-derived protein 4-like. The record is from RefSeq and is a predicted model, not a curated record. Bases 1 to 1629 code for a protein of 542 amino acids. Lineage: Eukaryota; Metazoa; Arthropoda; Insecta; Hemiptera; Cicadellidae. The transcript has a single exon.
AUGGCAGAUCCAUCAUUUACUCUAAAUGACGAUCAGAUAUACGAAAUAUUUGAAGAAAUACCUUCAGAUGGCGAAUCCAUCGAUGGUCUUGACGAUGAUAGAUGGGAAGAAGAAGAACGCUAUCUACAGCAGGAUGGCACACAACUCCCUGCAUAUUUGGAGGCUCAGACUGAUAAUGAAUUGAUUGAUAUCACAAAUCUACCUCUUUUCAUAGAAGAUGAGAUGGGCCAGCAUGAGCUACCUCCUACUGAUCCUGUUGCAAUUGGUCCUCCUCAAGAUGAUCCUGGCUCUAGUACAGAACCUCAAGACGAUGACGUCAUACAGUUUGAUGAUAAUGAUACACCGCUAUGUCUAAGAUAUCAUGAGGAAAUUGGCUAUAUUUGGGGGGAAAAAUAUACUAAAAAUAAUAGUGACUUUACAUUUCGAAAAACGUCUGGUCCCAGCCAUGAGAAUCUAAGCUCACCCAUCGACUACUUUAUGGAUAUAUUUCCGGAAGAUUUAAUAAAUCGCAUUGUGUUUCAGACAAACCUGUACUGCACCCAAAAGCUACAGGGAGGUAGUAACUUUGUUCCAACUACAAAUAAUGAAGUUAAAGUUUUUCUAGGGAUAAACAUUUUGAUGGGCAUAAAACGUUUACCAAGUUAUAGGGACUACUGGAGUGCAGAUCCAGCAAUACGAGACCCAUUCAUCUCUUCUGCUAUGACCGUCAAUAGGUUUGGAUGGUUUUUGACUAAUUUACACCUGAACGAUAAUACCAAUAUGCCAAACAGACAAGACCCAGCCUAUGACAAGUUAUUCAAAAUCCGCCCUUUUUUAGACACUCUCUCCAGAACAUUUUUGGAGAGCUACCAACCAAAGGAAUUCCAGUCUGUUGAUGAGUCAAUGAUCAGAUUCAAGGGGCGUUCAACUCUCAAGCAGUAUAUGCCUCUAAAACCAGUAAAAAGAGGUUAUAAAGUGUGGGUAAGAGCAGACGAAUCUGGCUUUAUAUGUGAAUUCCAAAUUUACACCGGAAGAUUACGGGAUGGAAGAGCGGAGAAACUCCUAGGAGAAAGAGUCGUACGAGAUCUUACCGAAAAAAUAGUGGGAGAAAAUCAUAAGGUUUACUUCGAUAAUUUCUUUUCUUCGAUGGAUCUGCUGAAGGUUUUACAAAGCCAAAAAAUCCAAGCCUGUUGUACAGUGAGAAAAGAUCGCGUCAAUUUGCCAAAAUUUUUCAAUAAAGACCAAAUCAUGAGAAGAGGAGACAGUGAUGUAAGGUGUACUCUGGCUGGCCUAGUAUGUGUCAAGUGGAUGUAUAAAAAGCCAGUUAUCUUCGCAUCGAACUACCACGAUCCGAAUGAAAAGUCUUCAGUCAAAAGAAAAUUAAAAAAUGGCACAAAAGUAGAUGUACCGUCCACUACAUUAGUAAGUGAUUACAACAAGCAUAUGGGGUAUGUUGACAAGGCCGAUCAACUCAAAAAAUGCUACCAAAUAGACAGAAGAAGUAGAAAGUGGUGGCAUAGGAUUUUCUUUCACUUCUUGGAUGUGUGUAUUGUAAAUUCAUACAUAAUGUUUUCGCAGCAAAGUGAAGGAGCCACUUUAUCUCUGAAACAGUUUCAGGAUCAACUUAUCACAAAGCUUGAUGUCCAGUGA